Messenger RNA from Guillardia theta CCMP2712, 939 nucleotides. RefSeq lists its product as hypothetical. Gene Ontology annotation, molecular function: aldose 1-epimerase activity; carbohydrate binding. Gene Ontology annotation, biological process: beta-D-galactose catabolic process via UDP-galactose, Leloir pathway; glucose metabolic process. The transcript is spliced from 2 exons. NCBI's taxonomy places the organism in Eukaryota, Cryptophyceae, Pyrenomonadales, Geminigeraceae. The annotation marks the transcript as partial. The record is from RefSeq and is a predicted model, not a curated record.
AUCCGGUCAUCGACAGGAACGAGUGUGGAGAUCAUGAACGUCGGAGCUACGAUCCUCAAGUUGAACACGAAAGACAGGACAGGUGAGCUCGGAGACAUUGUACUUGGGCAUCAGGACGAGAUGCGCUACCUUCAGGACACCAACUACUUCGGCGGCAUCGUAGGAAGGGUGGCGAACAGGAUCAAGGACGGGAGGAUGGUGGUGGGAGGGAAGGAGUACGAGCUUGACUGCAACAACGGAGCGAACCACCUCCAUGGCGGCACCGUCGGCUUCGAUAAGCGAGUCUGGAACUGCAGGAGGAUCAGGAACGGCCUCGAGUUCUCGCUGCUGAGCAGGGAUGACGAGGAGGGUUACCCCGGGGACUGCCAGGUCACUGCGAGAUACACCCUCGUGGGCGAUGUACUCACCCUGGAGAUGCGAGCAAGGAGCAUGAGCGCAACGCCGGUGAACCUGGCGCAGCACAGCUACUUCAACCUGGCAGGACAUGCGAGCGGCAACGUGCUGGGACAUGACGUGCAGCUGUUUGCAGACAAGUAUACCCCGAUGGAGCAGCAGAUUCCGACGGGAGAGGUGAGGGGGGUGGAGGGGAGCGCGUUUGACUUGCGGGAGCCGUCCUGCCUUGGGAAGAAAAUCGAGCAGCUGGCAAGGGAGAAAGGGCUAUGCCCCGCUCCCAUUGGGUUCGACGACAACUUUGUGGUGAGGAACAGGAAGCAGAGCCUUCUCGAGCGGAUCCUGUCCCUGGGAAGGGAGCAGAUGCAUCCCGUCGCGAAGGUGGUGGAGAGGAAGACAGGGAGGACGAUGCUGGUGGAGAGCAACGCUCCAGGGGUUCAGUUCUACACGGCAAACUUCCUGUGCGGAGUGAGAGGAAAGGAGGGGAGCGUCUACCUUCAGCACGGGGGACUCUGCCUGGAGACCCAGCACUUCCCCAACUCGAUCAAU